GACAGGGUGGAGUAAAUCGGAAGUAGAUUGAAAGGAGGAAGGCGAGAGCGGUUUGGUAGCGCUCGGUGUAGGUUGCUGUCUUCCUAUCUGCAUUCGAUUUUUGUAUCGGUUUUCCUUGAUAAAUUAAGGCGUUCCAUUCAUUGAUUGGUUUAUAUCAAGGAAAGCGUCUUCAGACAGCUUGGAUAGCUUAUACUCUCUCCCGCUAGUCAGUCGGUAUUAUUUUAUUUAUAAAAAAAGUUGUGUAGUCAUAAUUAGCUAUUCCAACCCCCCGUAAAGAUUGGAAAUACGUCAAGGAUCUGAAGUACGUCGUGUAAACUGGGCGAAAGUUAGCGUGUUAUCCCGGGAGUGCACCAAGGGGGAGCCUUCUCAUUUUUCAGUUUUGACUCGUUGGCGGGGCGUUGCUGUCUGGUACGUAAAUCGUUAUCGGACAACUAACCAGCUAGUCGGCAAGUCAGACUACCGGUGACCUCGAGAAAAGCGCAGUCUCAGUUCAAACCCAAAACUAGCAUCCAUUAGCAGCCGUCGUCCGCAGUACGCUCACUUCUGCCAGCUUUCUGAAUCCGAGCGACGCAUUUGCAAAUAAAAAUGGCCGGAGUGAACAGCAUCGAGGCGGUGAAGCGAAAAAUUAAAGUUCUGCAGCAACAGGCCGACGAAGCCGAAGAGCGAGCCGAGAUUCUGCAGCGGCAGGUCGAGGAGGAGAAGCGGGCCAGGGAGCAGGCCGAGGCAGAGGUUGCUUCCCUGAACAGGCGUAUCCAGCUGGUGGAGGAGGAGCUGGACCGGGCCCAGGAGCGUCUGGCCACGGCUCUGCAGAAGCUGGAGGAGGCCGAGAAGGCAGCUGACGAGAGCGAGAGGGGCAUGAAGGUGAUUGAGAACAGGGCCCUGAAGGACGAGGAGAAGAUGGAGCUGCAGGAGAUCCAGCUGAAAGAGGCCAAGCACAUUGCUGAAGAAGCCGACCGCAAGUAUGAGGAGGUGGCCCGUAAGCUGGUAAUCAUCGAGGGAGACCUGGAGCGCACGGAGGAGAGAGCAGAGCUGGCAGAGGCCAAAGCCCGGAUGUUGGAGGAACAACUGAGGGGUUUCGACCAAUCUCUGAAGAGUCUGCAGGCCUCAGAGGACAAGUACUCCCAAAAAGAGGACAAGUAUGAGGAGGAGAUCAAGAUCCUGACUGAUAAGCUGAAAGAGGCUGAGACCCGUGCCGAGUUUGCUGAGCGGUCGGUGGCCAAGCUGGAGAAGACCAUCGACGAUCUGGAAGAGCGGCUGGCCACUGCCAAGGAGGAGAACCUCAAGAUCCAUGCUACCCUGGACCAGACCUUGCAGGAUCUCAACAGCUUCUGAAUGUAGCUGCAGCCUGCCACCCCCUCCACCUCCACCCUAAUUCUUACUGUCUGUACCACACCCACUCUGUCUGAAGUUGUCGAUAGGAUGGGGCCAGGGGUAGAUGUGGCGGUCAUAGAAGUCCUCGAUCCUAUCGGAAUCCUGACCUAUUUUUCUACCUAAAUAAUCCCUAAUCUUGAAAGCUCACCUCUGAUUAGGACCAAGGCCUGAUCUUGUUAACAUCCCAUUUAUGGUGUGAUCAGGUGUUUAAAGUGUGUCGUACCCAAUAAUGGGUGACACCAGUCUUAAUUAUUGCUUAUCUUGCUGAACCAUACCUAUGGUGCAGUGAAAAAUCACACUGGUGUAAAUUUGUGAGGGAUAACAUCCUUAAUUGAUUGGUUGUUUUACUUGGCAAAUGUUGACCAUAAUUUUGGGACCAAGACAUGCAUUCCAGAGUUUUUUCGUGUUUGGCACCCCUGAAACUAUAUUCACUCUAACUCCUGCUCUUAAACCCUACACUCCUACUUCAGCAUUGUUUUGUAUUACAACUAAGACUUCCACUUUUAGUUGACUGGGACCAUGAAUGUGUUAUCUUAGUUGUGUAUGUUACGUUGUUAGAAAUGCAGGGGUCUAUAUGGGGAUCACUUGUCUAUUACGAGUUUUUCAUUUUUUUUUUUAAUACUAAGUCAUACCCUGUAUAAGGGCCUGUGUAACUUUCUGUUGCUGUACUUACUAACGGUUUUUUUUUUUAACUUUUCCCUCUCAGGAGGGUGGACUUAAGUGUGGUCAAGCUGAAGCAUAGCUUGGGAAUCCUCAUCUAAUUGGAACACUAUGCAAAUUUGCAAAUUUUGCCUGUAAUAUGCUAUUAAGUCAGGGGGGUAUUAAAUGAUCAAACUAUACCACUGCCAAAAUGGAACACAAGGGGCCAAUUGAAAGUUAAAGGGAGAUGCGUUUGCAAAGUUUUUUUUUUUUGUUUUGUUUUGUUUUGUUUUUGACUUCUCAGUGUAGGGGGAAGAGUGAUUAUUCUGCUAAAUAAACUGGAAAAAAAACUUGUUUUUAAACUGGAACAUCCAAACUGGAGAUGUAAACAUUUUGAUACGGUCAAUAUUUCAUUGUAAUCGCAACAAAGGAGAAUGUGGACAAGUGAUUUUUAAAUAAAGGACCAUGAUUCUUAUUGA
Messenger RNA from Paramormyrops kingsleyae, 2489 nucleotides. It is a transcript of the gene tpm3, whose product is annotated as tropomyosin 3. The record is from RefSeq and is a predicted model, not a curated record. NCBI's taxonomy places the organism in Eukaryota, Metazoa, Chordata, Actinopteri, Osteoglossiformes, Mormyridae.